AUGUAUGCUAUAGGAGGUAGUGCUAACCCAACCAUUUUAAGUGAAGGGAAUUUUUAUGUAGCACCAAAUGACCCAAGUGCAAAACAGGUAGAAAUAGUGGCAUCAAAUGACCCAACCAUUGGAAGUUGUGCUCCAAAUUACUCACCUUCUCAAUCUUUAAGUGUUGCUCCAACAUACAUGGUACCUGCAAUAACUCUCAAUGCAGGUCCCAUAAAUUGUAUUGUUGGGAGAACAUUGGUGCGUAAGGCGAUCAUGCGGCUGAUUUUUUCAUUCAAUGAACUUGAGAUAAAAUACAACCCAACAUCACAUAAAUAUGCCAAGUGGGAAGCAAAAAGGCCUAUGUAA
Messenger RNA from Sphenostylis stenocarpa, 345 nucleotides. Lineage: Eukaryota; Viridiplantae; Streptophyta; Magnoliopsida; Fabales; Fabaceae. The record is from the annotation of a GenBank genome assembly.